AUGUCUUAUGUCGAUUAUCUCUGCUUCGUCCAUAAACAAAUCCAGAACGAUCUUUCGGGAUCGGGCGGCUCUUCUAAGACGAGUUAUCAACACGAUGAUCAGCAGAAUGGGGCCGGUAGUGCGGCUGCUAGCUUCAUCGACCCCGGCUCUUUGUGGAGAGCCGCUUGGUGA
This is a messenger RNA of Puccinia graminis f. sp. tritici CRL 75-36-700-3, 171 nucleotides long. RefSeq lists its product as uncharacterized. Lineage: Eukaryota; Fungi; Basidiomycota; Pucciniomycetes; Pucciniales; Pucciniaceae. The coding region runs from base 1 to 171 and encodes 56 amino acids. The transcript is spliced from 2 exons. The record is from RefSeq and is a predicted model, not a curated record.